UGAUCGAUACAAGGCCUAAGGAAGGAGUAACGACCCCUUCAUUUUUACCACAGAUUUCGUAGAGCACGUUUGUUCAUUUCCUCCUUUGCGGUGCAAAAACUACACAACAACAAGAGACAAAGAAAAAAUGUGUCCUUCUGGAAGAACCCUACGUGCCGAGGUCGCCGAUAGCUCGUCUUUGCGGCCAGCUUUCAACGUGCUCGACGCCGACAACGACGGAAAGAUCAGCCGGGACGACCUUCGCACGUUCUACGCAGGGUUUUCGAGCGGAGGAGCCGACGAAGACGCUAUAAAGUCGAUGAUAUCGGUGGCGGAUAUCAACAAAGACGGCUUCGUGGAGUACGACGAGUUCGAGCGCGUUUUGGGUGAUCGGAGAAGGUCACCGCAGGCACGUGGUGGUGGUGGUGGCGGUGAGAUUAUGGUAGACGUGUUUAGGAUCAUGGACAAGGACGGGGAUGGGAAGCUGAGCCAUGGCGAUUUGAAGAGCUACAUGGAGUGGGCUGGAUUCGCUGCCACUGAUGAAGAUAUUAGAGCUAUGAUUGCGUUGGGAGGCGGUGAUGAAAAGGGCGGUGUGUCCUAUGACGGUUUGCUCAAGAUAUUGGCCAUUGAUUUUAGCUCAUAAUCUUCCCGUCGUUGGAAUUUUCAAUUUUUCAGAGAUCUGUUCAGCUUUUUGUCCUAUUAGUUUUUGUAGUUUUAUAUUGUUUUUUUUUUCAACAAACUUUUGUUCUUCUUCUUCGGGAGAAUAAUCGACGCUAGUGUUGGGUCUUGUUCCAUUGUCUUGACUCUUGAGCCAUUCCAGGUGAAGACGCGUUCGUUUUGGGAUUUGACUGGUAGAUGUGCGUGCCUUAAUCAUGUGGUGUAAGAAUACUCGUUUCCUUUUUCAAAUUGUAGGUAUUAAUCGACAAAUAUUAGAUGCUCUCUUGAUUGUA
Messenger RNA from Corylus avellana, 929 nucleotides. Its product is annotated as Ca2+-binding protein 1. Gene Ontology annotation, molecular function: calcium ion binding. The record is from RefSeq and is a predicted model, not a curated record. Lineage: Eukaryota; Viridiplantae; Streptophyta; Magnoliopsida; Fagales; Betulaceae.